AUGAUAACAACUCAUAAAAACAGCCCGUUGAACUUCAGGGGAAGAACAGUGCUCUCCCAAACUUGAACAUGGCUGCACUGGUAGUAGCUCUAUUGGUCACGGUUUUAACCUUGGCGAUUUGGUUCGUGAAACGAAAGUACUCGUACUGGUCGCGACAGAAUGUACCUCACGUGGAGCCGAGCAUCCCCUACGGCAACUUCAAGGAACUUGGACAAGUGUCGAUCUUCGAGCUAUCUUCACGGUUCUACAACCAGAUGAAGACUUCCGGACGGUACUUCGGUCUGUACUUCUUCCUGGAGCCGAUCCUGGUCGUAACCGAUCUGGACCUGAUCAAAACGAUCAUGAUCAAGGACUUUGCGCACUUCCCGGAUCGGGGCCAGUACUACAACGCGCGCGAUGAUCCGUUGAGUGCGCACCUGUUCAACAUCGAGGGUAACGGGUGGAGAUCGCUGCGAGCUCGACUGACGCCGACGUUCACCUCUGGCAAGAUGAAGAUGAUGUUCCCGACGCUGAAGGUCGUGGCGGACCGGUUUGCGGAGUACUUGACGAGGUCGGUUGAUAGUGGGGAUGCGGAUAUGGAGGUGAAGGACUGUUUUCAGCGGUUCACGAUCGACGUGAUCGGAAGUUGCGCGUUUGGGAUUGAGUGUAAUAGUUUUACCGAUCCGGACAGUCGCUUCCGAAAGGUCGGUAAUCAGAUAUUCAGCAAUCCGAGGAAUUCGACAGCGGUGAGGUUGUUUUUGAAAACGUUUCCCGAUCUUGGCCGGAUGCUGCGGAUUAAGAGUUUGAACAGUGAAGCGACGGAAUUUUUCUACAAGACGGUUCAGGAUACGGUUGGAUACCGGAAGGCGAACGGCGUUGAGAGGAAUGACUUCUUGAACUUGCUGCUUGAGCUGGAGAAGAAGGGAGUGGAUCUUUCGAUGGAUGAGAUUGCGGCGCAGGCGUUCCUAUUUUUCAUUGGCGGAUUCGAGACUUCGUCGUCGACGCAGACCUUCUGUAUGUACGAACUGUCGUUGCAUCCGGACAUUCAGGACAAGGCUCGACAGUGUGUGCUGGGAGGGAUUAAGAAACAUGGAGGAUUGACUUAUGAGGCCGUUUCUGACAUGCCCUAUUUGGAUCAGUGUAUCAACGAAACCCUUCGGAAAUAUCCAACCCUACCAAUUUUAGAGCGGAAGACCUUCAAGGACUACCAGAUUCCCGAUUCAAACGUGGUGAUUCAAAAAGGAACCCGAAUCCAGAUCCCGGUGUACGCACUUCAGCGAGAUGAACGGUACUACCCGGAACCGGACCGCUUCGAUCCAGAUCGUUUCACCGCGGACGAGAUGGCCAAUCGUCACGUCAGCACUUUCCUACCAUUCGGAGAAGGUCCCCGGGUCUGCAUCGGUCAGCGUCUUGGAAUGAUGCAAUCACGCGUGGGCUUGGCUACCGUUUUGAGUAAUUUUAAAGCCAGUACCUGCGCCAAAUCUCAAGUUCCGCUGCAGAUUUCAAGCAAAUCUGCGGUUCUGCAACCUCAGCAGGGAGUUUGGGUGCGCGUUGAACCACUAAAAUAAGACUUGAGCCCAAUAAAAUUAGUAUUAUGUAGAUCA
Messenger RNA from Culex pipiens pallens (northern house mosquito), 1583 nucleotides. RefSeq names its product probable cytochrome P450 6a14. The coding region runs from base 69 to 1547 and encodes 492 amino acids. Gene Ontology annotation, molecular function: monooxygenase activity; iron ion binding; heme binding. The transcript is spliced from 2 exons. Lineage: Eukaryota; Metazoa; Arthropoda; Insecta; Diptera; Culicidae. The record is from RefSeq and is a predicted model, not a curated record.